Messenger RNA from Dioscorea cayenensis subsp. rotundata (Guinea yam), 4829 nucleotides. Its product is annotated as soluble starch synthase 1, chloroplastic/amyloplastic-like. The record is from RefSeq and is a predicted model, not a curated record. The transcript is spliced from 20 exons. NCBI's taxonomy places the organism in Eukaryota, Viridiplantae, Streptophyta, Magnoliopsida, Dioscoreales, Dioscoreaceae. Gene Ontology annotation, molecular function: alpha-1,4-glucan glucosyltransferase (UDP-glucose donor) activity. Bases 3085 to 4761 code for a protein of 558 amino acids. Gene Ontology annotation, cellular component: chloroplast.
UGUCCAUUGUCCACUGAAUUAGUUUUUCUAAUUUAAUUUUAUGCCGGUGUUCUUGCCGAGCUCACUCAUGAUGGUUCUCUCUGCCCAAUGAUGUGGCAGGUACCAGUCCUCGGAUUUGGAGGCGUGUCAGGCUGCGUGUUUCUUAGCCAUGGUGGAGAUGAACCUGCGGAUUUCUGAUGGCGCCGAGAUGCGUCUUGUUGGAGCGCGGCAAAUUGGACAUUCCGCGUCGUCUCUCUCUCGAACUGCAGAGCAUUUAGAUUUGGAGAAGAACAUGCUGCCCGCUGGUUUAUGUUGAUCAUCCUUCUUAUCACAGACCUGGAAGUUUGUAUGGUGAUGAACAUGGUACUUUUGGUGGCAAUCAGGUACUCGUAGUAUUAAUGCUGAAGCUGGAACUAUGUUGCACAUACUGUGGCUCUUGUGUCAAUUGCUUGUUUCAUUUUGCAGUUUACAUUGACAUUACUCUGUCAUGCAGCAAGUGAGGCUCCUUUAGCUUUUCCACUAGGGAGCUAUACUUGGCAAUAAUUGUUUAUUUAUUGACAAUGAUUAACAUGCAAGUCUUCUGCCAGUGAAUGCUCUUAACCUUUCAAUUUCUGAUUUUUUUAAUUCCAUUUCUUAAUUUUCUCAUCUAAUCCUCUUGCAUCUGAUUUUGUGCUUGCUGCAGUAAUAUAGCUUCAUGCAAAUUAUUCAGCUUCUGAGGAUAUUAACUUUCAGUGACCCGCAUUAAACUUCUAUUUUGCCUGUGCAAAUAUUCCCUGAAAGCCUAAGAAAUUCCACCCAAAUUGAUUAGAGGAGAAGAACAAUAAAAAGAGUGUUUAAAAGAUUGCAUUUUUAGAUGUUUAUUUGGUAAGGUACAACAUGGAAAAGUAAUGGGUUUUCAGGAUUUAAGAAACAAUCUUGCAUAAAUUUGCCUUUUCAUGUGUACAUUUAAUAUAUCUUAAUCCGGGGGCAUUAUCCGAUGGUCUAUAAUAAACGUAUGAAGGCCUUUUCCUUUUAUUCUUUUUCCUGAAGUUCAAGAAACAUAAAUCCAAAAUCAUCAAUAUAUCUAUCUUACGAAUUUCUGAAGUCAUAUGAAGUAGUAACAAAUGAACUGGCUAAAAUGAUAAUCUUGGACAAGUAUGAUUUUUCUUGUGUGUAUAUUUUCUUUUUGUAUCCAUUACUGCAUCUUGUUUAUCUAAUGGCAAUAAUAGCCUUUUCUUAGUUCCAAAUUUUACAAAAUUACUCUAUAACUCUGUUGGAAACUCCUGUGUUUUUAAGCUAUUGUUCUUGCAAAUGCAUGGCUUGCCAUUUAGACUUUUGGGUGCAAAAUAUCAUCCACAUGGUGCUUACAAAGAUGCUCGCAGCAUUCUAGUUAUUCAUAAGCAUAUCAGGUAUAAGGGGACUUGAAAGGUUCCUUUCUAUUAUUGUGUUCAGUAAUACAGAAGUAUGUUGCAUGUUAAUCUCAAUUUUAUUUCCAUUUGUUUCUAUAUAUGGAUGGGUGUGGAGCCAGCAACAACAUAUUUUAACUUAGGAUUGCCAUCUCAGUGGUAUGGGCCAUUAGAAUGGACCUUCCCCCACUUGGCCAAGGAAGCAUGAUCUUGACACGGGUGCAACUGUCAACAUCUUGAAGGGUUCGAUUGUCACAGCUGAUCGUAUACUAACUGUUGGCCAGGUCACAAUUCUGCCAUUUUGGUUUUUAUUUCCUGAAAACCUUUUAAGGGAGGAAAAAUGGGAAAACUCUGCAUAUCUAUUUGGAAAUCCAUUUAGCAAAACAUGACACGGUUAUGCUUGAAAAAUAACUACUGCCGAAGGUGAACAAGGACUUCGUGAAUUAUUAAGGAGUCGUGAGAGUGCAUUGAAUGGAAUAACAAAUGGCAUGUUGCUGAUGUAUGGAAUCCAGCAACCGAUAAACACAUCCCAUUUAACUAUUCUGUUGAUCUCUCUAGGGAGGUGAUUUGGAUUCUUACAUUUAAGCAACUUAAUUGAAUAAUAUUAUUGGUUUUUUAUGUUAUAUAAAUAUAUCGUCACUAAUUGGACAUCUUUUUUCAAAAUCCGGAGUCUUUGCAAAGCAGCAUUGCAGAAGGAGCUUGGGCUUGCUGUCAGACUCAGAUAGUAUUCAUUGGAAGAUUAGACUACCAAAAGAGCAAAGAUGUAAUUAUCAACUAUGCUGGAGCUAUUGCAGGAUGAUGUCCAAUUUAGGGUGCCAGUUCAUCUUGUUGUCAAUAAGGUGUCUAGGAGGCUUCUUUCCUUUUAUGUUCUACUGAAUUUCCAUUCUUCUCUUUUUGUUGUACUUAAUAACUUUUCCAUAUGACAUUGAGUGAGGAAUGACGCCGUCAUCCUUGUAACUUUGCUUGUGACAAGGAAAAAGAAACGGCCAAUAGAUGCAAUCUAUUUUUGAAUGUCAUUAGAUGCUCAAUAUUAGGAAAAAAAAAAGUCAUUAUUUAUUAUUCUAACUUGAGAACUUUAUGUUUUGUUAAUCCUUCAAUUUUCCACUUUACAAAGGAUAUCUGAUUUUGUUUAUUGUAAGAGAGUUAAAUAUUUCAAAGCUCCAUGGCAUAAUGUGUGCAUUUUGUUGGGAGUUUCUUAUCCGAAGUAUGAAGUUAAUUUAUUUUACUAGUUAUCUUUUAUUGUAUAAUUUUCUAUUGUUAAAUUGCCCUUUAAGUUCAAUAUAUAAUACAUGGGAGCACUGUCUUUGAAUAUGAACCUCUCUUAUUAAUAUUAUUUAAUUUUGCCACUGUCUUGCAUGUUCAUGUGUCAAUUUAUUACUUGCAGACUCAUAUGAAGUUUAUUAGCAUCUAAUUUUUGCAUCUCUUGGCAUAGUAUAUAUCAUAAGUGAUACUUCCUCGCCAUUAUAGAUUAUAUGCUUUGAUCCGGAGAUCCAGGUACUGAGCAAUGGAUGAGAUGGGCUGAGUCCUCCUACAAAGAUAAAUUCCUUGGUUGGGUUGGAUUUAAUGAACCCUUUUCCCACCAUAUAACUGCGGGGUAGGUGUUUUCACCACUUUUGAAGGAGAGUGUGUUGGUGGCAUUGUGGACAGCUAUAAAUACAUAGGGAAGAUACAAGUCUUCGUAGGAAGGACUGAUGAAGCGAGGAAUGUUGAAAGAUUUUUCAUGGGGCAGUGCUGCCACAAAGUACAAACAGAUCAUGGAGUGGGCCUUGAUGGAUCCACUAUACAUCAGAUGAGAUGCUCCUCUCUAAUCUCCUGCAUUGAGCUCGAUAAUGGUGAUGAAAGGGAUGGAACACUGACGAAAGUGCGAUAUAAUGUUAUUUUUGUAACUGCUGAAGCGACACCGUACUCGAAAACAGGAGGUUUAGGUGAUGUUUGUGGUUCUUUGCCAAUCGCGUUUGCCACACGUGGACAUCGGGUGAUGGUUGUAUCUCCGCGAUACUUGAAUGGAAGUCAAGAUGAUAAAUAUGCAUGUGCAAGUGAUUUGGAGAAACACAUAAACUUAUCUUGCUUCCAAAGAGAACAAGAAGUGGUGUAUUUUCAUGAAUAUAGAGCAGGGGUUGAUUGGGUUUUUGUUGACCAUCCUUGUUAUCACAGACCGGGAAGUUUGUAUGGUGAUGAGCAUGGUGCUUUUGGUGACAAUCAAUUCAGAUUCACAGUACUUGCUCAUGCAGCAUGCGAGGCUCCUUUAGUUCUUCCACUAGGAGGUGUCACUUACGGCGAGAAAUGUUUGUUCCUUGUUAAUGAUUGGCAUGCAAGUCUUGUGCCACCGCUUUUAUCUGCAAAAUACCGUCCAAAUGGUGUCUAUAGAGAUGCUCGCAGUAUCCUUGUUAUUCAUAAUCUAGCACAUCAGGGUGUGGAGCCAGCAACAACAUAUGAAAACUUAGGAUUGCCACCUGAAUGGUAUGGAGCUAUGGAAUGGGUGUACCCAACGUGGGUGAGAAAACAUCCCUUUGACACUGGAGCAACUGUUAAUCUCUUAAAGGGUGCAAUUGUCACUGCCGAUCGUAUAUUGACUGUUAGUAAGGGUUAUGCUUGGGAAAUAACUACCCCUGAAGGCGGAAAGGGUCUCGAUGAUCUAUUAAGCAGUCGCAAUUAUGUUUUAGAUGGAAUAGCAAAUGGAAUUGAUGUUGAUAUUUGGAACCCUGUAUCAGAUAAACUUAUUCCGUUUAACUAUUCGGUUGAUGAUUUAUAUGGAAAGAGCCUUUGCAAAGAAGCAUUACAAAAGAACCUUGGCCUUGCUGUCAGGCCUCAAUGCCCAUUGAUUGCAUUCGUUGGAAGACUAGACUACCAAAAGGGCACUGAUCUAAUUUUGUCAGCUAUGCCUGAGAUCUUGCAGGAUGAUGUCCAAUUUGUUAUGCUUGGAUCAGGAGAUCCAGUUACUGAGAGCUGGAUGAGACAGACUGAGUCUUUGUACGGUGAUGACUUCCGGGGGUGCGUUGGAUACACUGAGCCUAUGGCUCACCAAAUUACUGCCGGGUGUGACAUAUUUUUGAUGCCGUCAAGAUUUGAACCAUGUGGUUUGAACCAAUUAUAUGCAAUGAGAUAUGGAAGUGUUCCAGUUGUUCAUCACACUGGUGGCCUUAGAGAUACUGUUGAAAGUUUUGAUCAUUUUACCGAUGAAGAUGAGCGCGGCACUGGUUGGCCAUUUUCACCGUAUUCAAAGGAGAGUAUGUUGGCGGCAUUGAGGACAGCAAUAAAAACAUAUAGAGAGCACAAGUCUACUUGGAAAGGACUGAUGAAGAGAGGAAUGUCAAAAGAUUUUACAUGGGAUAGUGCUGCUGUUCAGUAUGAGCAGAUCAUGGAAUGGGCUUUUAUUGAUUUACCAUAUGCUGGAUGAAAUGCUGUUUUGUAAACUACCAACUUGAGCUCCCAAUCAUUCAUUCAUUCUUGUUUUUCCCCCCUUGA